Trichomycterus rosablanca is the source of this 489-nucleotide messenger RNA. It is a transcript of the gene msgn1, whose product is annotated as mesogenin 1. Bases 1 to 432 code for a protein of 143 amino acids. NCBI's taxonomy places the organism in Eukaryota, Metazoa, Chordata, Actinopteri, Siluriformes, Trichomycteridae. The transcript has a single exon. The record is from RefSeq and is a predicted model, not a curated record. Gene Ontology annotation, molecular function: RNA polymerase II cis-regulatory region sequence-specific DNA binding; protein dimerization activity; DNA-binding transcription factor activity, RNA polymerase II-specific. Gene Ontology annotation, cellular component: nucleus. Gene Ontology annotation, biological process: mesoderm formation; regulation of transcription by RNA polymerase II.
AUGGACGGCGGCAUGGAUGUUAACCAUCUGACCGCAAAGCUCCUGGUUCAGUGGGACUGGAGGAGCGAAGACCAAAACGGUUCCAUCAGACGCAGAUCCUCCUCACACGAGUCCUCCCCGUGCUCCACCUGCCCCUCUCCGGAGGUUCAAGGCGACCCCAGUGAACUGUUCGUGGAUUUCUCGUACCAUCCUCGCGGAAGAAAAGCUGCCCAGCCGAAAACUGCGAGACCGAAAAUGUCAACCAAGAGGCGCAUGAAGGCGAGCGAGAGGGAGAAGAUGCGGAUGAGGAGUUUAGCUGAAGCUCUGCAUCAACUCCGGGAUUACUUGCCUCCCAUCUACAGCCGCAGGGGACAGCCACUUACCAAGAUCCAGACUCUGAAAUACACAAUCGAGUACAUUAAAGAGCUCUCGGACAUUCUCAACCAAGAAUGAGACAACGAUCGACAAGCUUCGGUUUGAUUUAUGGACAUUUUUCAACUAAUUUUAUUG